ACACUAGAAUAGAGCAACACAAGUUGAGGCCCAGAAAAGUUUGCAAUAAAAAGGACUAGAAUUAGAGUGUCGACACGUUAUUUCUUUGUCCAGAAAAAUAAAAUUCAAUAAAAACCCAAGUAUUUGAUGAGCGUGAAUGAAGUGAGAGCACAGCUCCUCUCUCCCCAAUCCCAUGAAGCUUCUUCCCCUCAGAAUCUGUGCUAAUUCCGCCUUCCAGAGAUGACCUCACUUUCCUGCAUCGCCUCCUCCUUUUCUGCAGCUUCUUCACAAUCGACUAGACCCCUCUUUUCCUCCUUUUCCGCCAAGCCGCAUUUCGUCGACUUCUCUUACCGUCGAUCAUGCAGGGUUGGUGUCAAGUGCAGUUACACUGACUCUGGUGUUAGAGAGGAUUCAAAUAUUGGUACUAUUGAUGUCGUCGCUGAUGUUAAGACCGAGCGAGUUGUAGUUCUAGGUGGCAGUGGCUUUGUGGGUUCAGCAAUAUGCAAAGCUGCAGUGUCAAAGGGCAUAGAGGUCAUUAGUCUUAGCAGGUCCGGCCGACCAUCUUACUCGGACGCAUGGGUAGAUCAGGUCACUUGGCUGACAGGAGAUGUCUUCUAUGCAAAUUGGGACGAAGUGCUUCCUGGUGCUACAACAGUUGUUUCAACACUGGGAGGUUUUGGCAGUGAGGAACAGAUGCAAAGGAUCAACGGCGAGGCUAAUAUAGUAGCAGUAAAUGCCGCUAAAGAAUUUGGUAUUCCCAAGUUCAUAUUGAUCUCGGUUCAUGAUUACAAUCUGCCAUCAUUUCUACUGUCGAAUGGUUACUUCAGCGGAAAAAGGAAAGCUGAAUCUGAGGUUCUGUCGAAGUAUCCAGCUUCAGGCGUUGUCUUCAGACCGGGGUUCAUAUAUGGGAAACGAAAGAUUGAUGGUCUUGAGAUUCCUCUGGACUUGAUUGGGGAGCCAAUAGAGAAACUUCUGAACGCAGUACAGAAUUUUACGAGACCUUUGAACUCUCUGCCUGCCUCUGAUCUACUGUUGGCUCCCCCGGUCAGUGUAGACGAUGUCGCGUUUGCAGUCAUAAAUGCCGUCUCUGAUGAUGAUUUCUUUGGCGUUUUCACUAUCGAGCAAAUCAAGGAGGCGGCAGCAGCAGUAAAGCUGUGAAUUUUUUAGUUGUGGAAAACUUGCAAGACCUUCGGUCUUGUACAUUAGAUCCUGCAAUAAACUCGACUUACAUGUUUCACUUUUCUAACCAAAAGAAUCAUAAGCUAAUAGUAAUAUGACUCAUACGCUCACGAAUCA
Messenger RNA from Salvia miltiorrhiza (redroot sage), 1275 nucleotides. RefSeq lists its product as uncharacterized. NCBI's taxonomy places the organism in Eukaryota, Viridiplantae, Streptophyta, Magnoliopsida, Lamiales, Lamiaceae. The coding region runs from base 220 to 1137 and encodes 305 amino acids. Gene Ontology annotation, molecular function: protein-containing complex binding. The transcript has 8 exons. The record is from RefSeq and is a predicted model, not a curated record. Gene Ontology annotation, cellular component: mitochondrion.